AUGACGCCUCCACCGCUCACUACAUGUCGGCGACGAGACUCUCCAGCCUUCAAUAAUGCUCGAGUCGAGUCUGAAGCCGCUGGUACUCUCAUUGAAGACGAUGCAAUCGAGCAUACAUUCCAGAAUUUGUCGCAAAUCUACACCCCACCUCACAUUCGCUUUUACGACGCGACCGCACUCGGCUUUCGAGCCACCGCUCAGCGGCUCGCCCAGGAGAUUCCCACCGAGUUUCCAGUUGCAUCAUACCUGGAUCUGGGUGCGGGGACCGGGAUCACGACCAUAGCAUGCGCCAAAUGCCUGAUACAGUUGAGGCAGGAGUUCGAAGUAGUCCUGAUAGAUGGAUUGAGAGCCAUGUUGGACCAAGCCUUAGAAAACUGGCAUAACGAAAUACCGCAGACUGCUUUACGCAACAGCAUCUCCGCAUUUCACGACGACAUCUUCAACUUCUCUCCAAGAAUACUAAGCCAAAUCAGCACCGACUGCGGCUUCACUACCUUCUCCCUUAUCACCGCCGAACGAGUCCUCCUGAAUGUCCGAAAAAAUCAACGAGUCCAAAUUCUCCGGUAUUGGGCAACAUACCUCAGCCCAGGGGGGAAAUUGAUCUUGGACAUACCCCACCCAGGACGCCGCUGCGGGGCCACGUAUAUCGGAGCCGGAUCAGUAUCCCCAGGCGUGCACCGGGCACCUACCUUGGAGGUUUGCAGGACGAUGGUGGACGAAGACACGUGGGUGGAGUGCCGUGCGUACGCACAAGAACUUGCACGAGACACCGGUCUUAUAAUUACGAACCAAAUGCCGCAACACCUGCCAGAGAGUGGAUGUGAAGACGAUUAUCCGGCGUUCCUGUCUUGGCUUGCUGGAUGUCGAGCUCCAACCCUGAACGAUCCACUAACUCGAGCCCAGCUUACAUGGUUCACUAACCGCUACGUAGAAGCCGCUUGCGGACACUACAAAGCCAAUAGCUUUCUGUGUUGUGCAGACAUCGCCGCUGUUAUUGCCGUGCUCGAGCGUCCACCCCCGAUGACUACUAAAAUCCCAGACCCACCCGUCUCAGCGCUUCAAUCCCACACCAAGUACAAGAUCGAUGAGACACGCCAUGGCAAGGACCGUAAGAAGGCGAUCAAGCAGGCAGCAAAAGCAGAGAGGAAGGCUGCUGCUUGGGAGAAGAGAGACUAG
Molecule: messenger RNA, 1176 nt
Organism: Letharia columbiana
Lineage: Eukaryota; Fungi; Ascomycota; Lecanoromycetes; Lecanorales; Parmeliaceae
Exons: 1
Coding region: 1-1176 (391 amino acids)
Source: RefSeq, a predicted model, not a curated record